Molecule: messenger RNA, 1284 nt
Organism: Cordyceps militaris CM01
Lineage: Eukaryota; Fungi; Ascomycota; Sordariomycetes; Hypocreales; Cordycipitaceae
Product: N2227-like protein
Exons: 2
Coding region: 1-1284 (427 amino acids)
Molecular function (GO): S-adenosylmethionine-dependent methyltransferase activity
Source: RefSeq, a predicted model, not a curated record
AUGACCACUGAGGCGAAUCCGGCCGGGCAAAAUGCAUCAGCCCAACCUCAUUUCCCAGAGGAGAGUGCCUGGGGAGGUGUAGAGGACAACAUGGGCGACCCCGAAGAAGUGAGGGUCAUUUUUUCGGCUUUGGACUCUUUUUCACAAUACGCCAAAGUCGCACAUUUUAAUGUCACGCACCUGAGGAGGCGUUCUUUUUAUGCACUUCCACAGGCGCAGUGGCAAAUGUUGGCAGGUCCGCCAUUCAACUUUCUGGAAACUCUCGACAAGGCCGAUGCGGCCAUUGACUCCAACGCCGAGCUCGCCAGAGCCAUUCUCCAAUCCGGAUUGCAAGCCUUUCAGGGCAUGGUGGACGGACCUGGCGGCGGGGUAGCAGACGCGCGCAUGCCGCAUGAAUGGUCCGGCGUCGCAAAACACUUGGACAUUGACAAGGCCAGAAGCACCAUUCGCCAAUUCUACCGCGACUGGACGGCAGACGGCGCAAGGGAAAGAGGGGCUUCGUACGGGCCCAUCAUGAAAGCCCUCGCCGAGGAAAAGUCAAAGACAGCAAGCGAUACGCCCUACAAGGUGCUGGUCCCCGGAGCUGGUCUCGGCCGGCUGGUGUUUGACCUGUGCCAUGCCGGCUUUGAAGCGGAAGGCAACGAGAUUUCAUAUCACCAGCUCAUUGCUUCGUCCUUCAUCCUCAACGAGUGCCAGGGCCCAGAACAGUUUACCAUUUAUCCUUGGGUACACACCUUUUCCAACCAUCUGACGCGUGAGAGCCACCUGCGGGGCUACAAAGUACCAGACGUGCACCCCGCCACUGCCCUCGCCGCCGCCGGGCCCGACCGGGGCGUCAUGACCAUGUGCGCGUCCGACUUCCUCUGCCUGUACGGCGAUGACGAGCACAAGGAGCAGUACGACUCCGUGGCCUGCUCCUUCUUCCUAGACACGGCACCGAACCUGAUCCGCUACCUCGAGGUCAUCAAACACUGUCUGCGACCGGGGGGUGUGCUGGUCAAUGUCGGCCCUUUGCUGUGGCAUUUCGAGAACAACGCGCCUGGAAACCACGGGAACGAUGACGACGGAGACGGCGAUCACGAUUAUAAAAAUUCGUCGGGCAUUGCCGACCCUGGCAGCUUCGAGCUGGCCAAUGACGAGGUCAUGGCGUUGCUCACAAGACUGGGGUUUGUUGUCGAGUGGCUAAAGACGGGCAUUGAAGCACCGUAUAUUCAGGACAGAGAUAGCAUGCUGCAGACCACAUACAGGGCUAACGCCUGGCUGGCCCGGAAGCCAAUCCCGUAA